AUGCCUAUCGUCUCGCGCUUAGUGUCUAUCCCGCUUCGCAUUGUGGAGAUUGCCUUUGCAGCGGUAGUAGCCGGUAUUAUCGGCCACUAUCUUGCGUCCUUUCACCAGAUCGACCCCUGGCCACAAGCUCGUUGGAUUUAUGCGGAGGUUAUUGCUGCCCUAUCCAUACUGCUAGCUCUCAUCUGGCUGAUUCCUUUCUCCUCUGGAUUCUUCUCUUGGCCUUUGGAUAUCCUCAUCUCCUUUGCUUGGUUCGCCUCGUUCGGUAUUCUCGUCGAUGGAAUUAAGCACUUGCCUUGUGGCAGCGUCUGGAGAUGGUCUUUCCGAGGCGAUUCUGUCUGUAUGCGCUGGAAAACUGCUGAAGCAUUCAGCUUCCUCUCUGCGAUCUUUUGGCUUCUCUCAGCUCUUGUGGGCAUCUGGUUUACAUUCCGUGCUCGUGAUAACGCGUCCAGCAACGAUUCUGGUCGACGUCGUCUCUGGAACCGUUCCCGCGCCGCGGAACCCGUAGCCGCUACAGCGUAA
This is a messenger RNA of Penicillium angulare, 519 nucleotides long. RefSeq names its product MARVEL domain-containing protein. Gene Ontology annotation, cellular component: membrane. Lineage: Eukaryota; Fungi; Ascomycota; Eurotiomycetes; Eurotiales; Aspergillaceae. The transcript is spliced from 4 exons. The coding region runs from base 1 to 519 and encodes 172 amino acids. The record is from RefSeq and is a predicted model, not a curated record.